AUGAAUAAAUUGGCAAAUACAAUAAUGACAGAAUCAACAGAAACAUUGGCAGAUAAAAUCAAGAAAUCAAAUGAACUCAGAACAAAGUUCAAAUAUUUAAAAAAUACGUACAGAACACUUGAUAAAAUAAGCGAAGCAAUAUACCACACUCAAAUUGAACUAAAACAAUAUAAAUUCAUGAUCAAUAUCCCAGAUGAGAUUUCCAACAACUUAAAAGCAGAAUUGGAAAUUCAUUUACAAGGAGAUGAUAAGAUAAUAAUAAGUAAGAAUAAAUUCAAAAUCCUAACUGACUGCAGAACUCAAGUAAUCAAGUACUCUAACGUUUUCAACGGAGUACUAAAAGGAGUUCACAGAGCAAUAAUAAAACCAAAAAAGAUCUUCAAAACAUUCAACUGGGAAAAAUCAAUGGACAUAGUAGAAAAAACAUUGCAUGAAGAAGGACUGGAAAUAAUCAAAUUAGAUAAUUUAGGUGAAAACCUGAUAAUACACUCAUUCAACUCAAUUAUCAGUCCAGAGCACAAAGACCAGCUAAUACAUUGUAAACACAUAACAAUACUAUUCCUCACUACAACAGAAGAAACAAAAAAUCAAAGAAAAACAAAUAAGGAAAUCGAAGACGAAAUCUCAGAAAAUUCAAAAAUCACGGAACUACCAAAUCCCGAGAUAAAGGAAAACACAAGAAUAAACAUAAAAUCAAAAGAAGAAUCCAAUCAUAAAAACACUAGCGAAUCAAAAAAUAACAACAAAAACAAAAUAGAAAACAGAAAAGAAAAUAAUAAAGAAAUCAAUAAUGACAACAUCAAAGACAAGAGCAAAAACGAAAAAGUAAAGGAAAACGAAAUUGAAAAUAAAAAACCCACAACAAUUAGAGCAACUACAACAACCACAACGACAGAAACGACAAACACAAUAAACAAUAUUGAAAAGAGAAAAGUACUUCGUGUCCCACCAAUAACAGUAACAUAUAGUGUUGACAGCAAAGAGAAAAGGAAAAUGGAGUUAACUGAAGAUGAAGAAGCAUUAGAAGUGGUAAGAAAGAUGUUCGAAAAUGAAGAAGAGAACAGAAUUUUUGAAGAAAAAAUAAAUAACCAAAAAAAGAAGGAAACCCCAAGGUUAGCCUCAAUCAAAAAAAGACAAACAAUGUCACCUAUCCAAAAUCCAGAAUCUCCAGCAACCCCAGAGACAGUAAAAAGAAAAAGAUCCAACUCAUCUCCAAACCCAACAACUAAUCACCAAGAAAUAUCAACACCUUACAAAACUCCAACUAAAAUAACAAAGGAAGAAUCAGAUCUAAUGGAAGCAGCACUAAGAGACAAAUUGCCCAAAGUACUCCAAGACAUACUUCCAUCUGUCUCAUUUGUUUAA
This is a messenger RNA of Dictyostelium discoideum AX4, 1365 nucleotides long. RefSeq lists its product as hypothetical. The coding region runs from base 1 to 1365 and encodes 454 amino acids. The transcript has a single exon. Lineage: Eukaryota; Evosea; Eumycetozoa; Dictyosteliales; Dictyosteliaceae. The record is from RefSeq and is a predicted model, not a curated record.